GACUGCUGUAAGGCCGCACAAGCGCGCUCAUUGCUGCUCGUGGGCUAUCGCACAAAUCUGUGCGCUGCUGCGGAACUGCUGUCGCAAUCGCUGCACGCUCCAGCCUCUGUAAACUAGCCUGCAGCCGUGCCACAGCCUGCAGCAAAAAAGGCAUGGCGCGCAGCAAGAAACGCCGCCGCCCGGACGCCGCGACGCCGCAGAUCGACGCCGCCCGCGCCCAGCGCAUCUACGCCGCCUUCGCGGACGCGUCCGACGCGUUCUUCGCGGGCGACGCAACGGCGAAAGCGCAAGCGGACGCCAUGGAGCUCGACGGGCCCAUGGCCGAUUUAAGGGGCUGCCUCGCGCUGCUGGCGGCGCGCGCGAAGCCGAGCUGCCUGAUCGCCUUUGGCAUGGAGCCGGCGUACGCCAAAAGGUUGGUGGAGGGCCUCUGGGCGCCUUUUUGUCGGGAGCACCUGCCCGAGAUCCAGAUACGGAUGAUCGACGGCGAAUGCGAGCCCCUGCCGGACUGCUCCCUCCGACAUCAGUACGUCGCGUUUCCGGAAACGUCGCGAGACGUUAUACAAAGGGCCUACUUCUCUGGUUUGGCGGGCGAGCCCUUGUUCGAGGCGAUCGGCGGCGCCCUGGGCUACCCGAACGCCCACGGGCUGGCGACGGAUUGUAGGGUGGAGUAUCGCAUCGGCGAGGACUUCGUCCUCGAGUUCCUGGCGUCCUCGGACGGCUUCGGCGCCGUCGCCGCGCACUUCGCGCGGUGCGCGGAGGCCCUCGCGGGCGUGGGCCCGCUUCUGAUUAGUGUGGACGGCGUCGACCUCGACGCGGCCGCGGUGGCCGCGGGCGACGAGGGCGCGCUGCGCGCGGCGGGCUGGGCGCCGGGGCUCAACGCCGUCGAGGCGGACAUCGAUUUUAGCUGAGUGUAAGGAAGGUG
Molecule: messenger RNA, 922 nt
Organism: Pelagomonas calceolata
Lineage: Eukaryota; Pelagophyceae; Pelagomonadales; Pelagomonadaceae
Source: the annotation of a GenBank genome assembly